This is a messenger RNA of Chara braunii, 3308 nucleotides long. Lineage: Eukaryota; Viridiplantae; Streptophyta; Charophyceae; Charales; Characeae. The record is from the annotation of a GenBank genome assembly.
CGCGCCAUUCGCACAGCCCGUUGUAGCACUCAGCUGGCGACUCACGAUGACGUUGUGUCAUCUCUCCUGGACUUGAGCAUUAUGGAGGCUCGUCAGGACGACUCACGAGACACGUUAACGUCCUCCGUCGUCUACUCGGGAGAUUUCGUUCACCCUCGAGUGGUUGAGGAAGCUCGCCUAGCUACCUCUGGGUCUCGCUCUCCUAUCUCCGUUACCCUCGGAGAUAACAAGACACAGUGCUUCUUCGAUCAGACGGUCCCCGACCUCCACUUCUCCCUCACCCUCCAGCCAUCGGAUAGUACCCAGACGCCUAGGCGCUUCCAUUCCUCCGCAUACUUCGACGUGCUGGAGACUGGGUACGACUUUAUCCUUGGCACUCCCUGGUCUCGCCGGUUCCGCAGCACAAAGGCCGAAUGGGCGACCGAGACACUCGUUCUCAAAACGAAGUGUGGUCAGACCCAUCGCGUUCCAUUCAUUGGAACCACAGGCGACACCCCUCCCGACCUACCUCCCCAGGACCCUCGUCCCUCAGGGUCCCACCCCGACAUUGCGUUCACCUCCCCUCGUCAGUUUGCUCACUUCAUACGACAGGAGGACGUCACAUUCUACUCAGUGAACGUCAUGGAUCUGCUUCGCUAUGAUCCACUCUGUCCCGAGGUUGAGCUCAUAUCUCUGGAGCCCGAUCCCCCUGACCCUUCCUCCAUCUUCGCGGCUCCCAUCUCCACAUCCACCCGCCAGCCUGCGGAUACCCCUCCACGUCCCAGGCCCACCGUCGAGUCCACAUAUACGUCUCGUGCCGACGCAGACGCUGAGGAACUCACACGGUUCACGGCAGACUUAGAGCCUUCCGUUCACGACCUGAUUCGAGAGUACCGCGACGUCUUUCCCCCGUACUUCUCAUACAGCGGGAUUCCCCCGAUGCGCGGUGUUGAGCAUUCUAUACAGCUCGUGCCUGACUAUCGUGUUCACUAUCAGGCACCGUACCGACUCUCGAUUCCAGAGGCGACGGAACUCAAGCGUCAACUUGAGGAACUCCUUCGACUGGGUUUCAUUAAACCCAGUAACUCCCCUUGGGGUGCAUCUGUCCUCUUUGCUUGCAAAGCGGACGGAACUCUUCACCUCUGCAUCGACUACCGCAGCCUUAACCGUUACACAGUUAAGAACAACUAUCCCAUGCCUCGCGCGGAUGAGCCGUUUGAUCGUUUGGCAGGCAACCGCUUCUUCACGAAGAUCGAUCUUCGUAGCGGUUACCACCAGAUCCGUGUUGCCAGAGAGGAUCAGCCGAAGACCGCCUUUCGGUCGCGCUUCGGUCACUACGAGUUCAUGGUGAUGUCAUUCGGUCUCACCAAUGCCCCCGCCACCUUCCAGACGGUGAUGAACGACAUCUUCAGGGACGUCCUUGAAGAAUACGUUCUUGUAUACCUGGACGACAUCUUGGUCUACAAUCGUACCUUAGAAGACCAUCUCAUACACCUCCGCGAUGUGCUACAGCGCUUACGCAAGCAUGACUUCUAUGCCAAGCUCAGUAAGUGCCGCUUUGCCCAGCGCAAAGCGGACUUCCUAGGACACCAUGUGUCUGACCAGGGUCGCCACAUGGACGACGCGAAGAUCACUGCUAUUGCAGAGUGGCCCGUCCCCACAUCUGCCAAGCAGCUUCGCAGUUUUCUAGGCCUCACCAGCUACUAUAGUAAUUUUAUCCAGGGAUACGCUAGGUAUUCCUACGUCCUUACCUSCACCCUCCUCCGGAAGAACCCGCCGUGGUUUUGGACACCCAUGUGCGAGGACGCCUUUUGCGCCCUCAAGAAGGCAGUGACUUGUGCGCCGGUUCUUCGCCUCCCCGAUUUUGAUCGUCCCUUUAUCGUCACCACCGAUGCGUCAGACUUUGCAGUAGGAGUUGUCUUUUCUCAGAUGUUUUCCUCUCCUCCAGAUUCACCUUACCCCCAUGUUCCUCCUUUCCCCCCCACUCCGGCUGACACUGCUUCUCGAUUGACGCCUACCCUCCCACCACUUCCCUCCACUGACAAUCCUCCUGUUACUUACUCCCCGACCAUCGCGGAGGAUGGGACUGUCGAGGCUCGUGCUGGGGAUUGCCCAAUCGCUUUCUACUCCCGUCAGCUACUGCCUGCCGAGAUAAACUACACUGCCGAUGAACGUGAGGUUCUCGUAGUAGUUUAUGCUACCCGGCAUUGGCGUCAUUAUCUGCACGGGGCGCCCUUCACGGUGCGCACGGACAACUCAGUUGUCCAGGCUUUCCUCACGAAGCCUAAGCUUUCCCCUCGACAGGCACGCUGGUGGUGUGACUUAUCCGAGUUCAGUUUCACCACUCAGCCCAUCAAGGGUGAAACGAACCGCAUCGCCGAUGCCUUGUCCCGCCGUCCUGAUCACAAUCAGGAACCCAUCCAGCUUGCUAUCAUCUCCAUCACCACUGUUGAUCAGUCGGUGAUCGACGUGUAUCGCACUCAGUACCGCCACUGCCCCGAUUAUCGUGUCAUCCACGCGACACUGCGGAGUGGCAAGACCGUUCCUUCCUACUCCCUCGGGGAGAACGUCCUCGUGUACUGGCAUGGCAGAUCUGGUCAGCUAGAACAACGUAUCUGCGUUCCCUCCACCGGACAACUCCGUGUCCAGGCUGUAGAAGAGUUCCAUGACCAGGCAGCUGUCGGACAUAUGGGUUUCCACAAGACGUUGGCUCGUGUUUGCCGCCUAUACGUCUGGCCGAAGUCCAAGGACUUUGUCAAAGCCUACAUCCAGAAGUGUCCUACCUGCCAGGAGGUGAACAGUGCGAACCACCUUCCGUAUGGACCGUCCGAGCGCUUCGCCGGACACCCUUAUGAGCACCCUCCACCUAUCAUGGUGGACAGUCACGAGGAGUUCGUUGUUUCCGACAUCGUAUCACGCCGAGUUACCGACGAUACCCCUCCACGCAUCGAAUACCUUGUGCAUUGGAAGGGCUACCCUGGUGAGGAGGCUACUUGGGAGCCCCUCGAGCACUUGCAACACGCCAGGAUGUUGGUGCGUGCAUAUGAUCGUGCUCGUCGUGCUGAGAUAUCUGCCCGUGCUCAGCCGACUGACCCUCUUCCUCCUCCUUCGGCUGAGGAGAUUGCCGAGGAUGAACCCGCUCCCUCUGAGGCCGUUCCUCAGCUGCAAACGGUCGCCUCCGAGCGUCCACAGCGCACUCAUCGUCGCCCUUCGCGUUACGAUGACUGACACUCUUAUCCUCUAUCUUUCCCCUACUGACUCACACCAUCAGGUACUCCAUCAUCAGCUUCUUAAGGAUGUCAGCGUUUUGCAGCUCUGCUUCGACAUCG